Chelmon rostratus (copperband butterflyfish) is the source of this 1681-nucleotide messenger RNA. RefSeq names its product glucose-induced degradation protein 8-B homolog. NCBI's taxonomy places the organism in Eukaryota, Metazoa, Chordata, Actinopteri, Chaetodontiformes, Chaetodontidae. Bases 76 to 762 code for a protein of 228 amino acids. Gene Ontology annotation, molecular function: protein binding. Gene Ontology annotation, biological process: proteasome-mediated ubiquitin-dependent protein catabolic process; positive regulation of canonical Wnt signaling pathway. The transcript is spliced from 5 exons. Gene Ontology annotation, cellular component: cytoplasm; nucleus. The record is from RefSeq and is a predicted model, not a curated record.
AGAAGACGAGGCGCCCCUCCGCUCGCUAGCUAGCUACUGCUGGGAAGUAGCGACAAAAAAUUUCAGGAUAUUAUCAUGAGUUAUGCAGAGAAGCCGGAGGACAUAACAAGGGAAGAGUGGAUGGAUAAACUCAACAAUGUCCACAUUCAGAGAGCUGAUAUGAACAGGCUCAUUAUGAACUACCUGGUGACAGAGGGCUUCAAGGAGGCAGCAGAGAAAUUCAGGAUGGAGUCUGGAAUAGAGCCGAGUGUGGACUUGGACUCCCUUGAUGAAAGAAUUAAGAUCAGAGAGAUGAUCCUGAAGGGACAGAUCCAGGAUGCCAUUGCACUGAUCAACAGUCUGCACCCAGAAUUGCUGGAUACCAACCGAUACCUCUACUUUCACCUACAGCAACAGCAUCUGAUUGAGCUGAUCCGUUUGAGGGAGACCGAAGCUGCCCUUGAAUUUGCCCAGUCUCAGUUAGCAGAGCAGGGGGAGGAGAGCCGAGAGUGUCUGACCGAGAUGGAAAGGACUUUGGCCCUGCUGGCAUUUGACAACCCAGAGGAGUCACCUUUUGGUGAUCUGCUCAAUAUGAUGCAGAGACAAAAGGUAUGGAGUGAAGUGAAUCAGUGUGUGCUAGACUAUGAAAACAGAGAGUCAACACCCAAGCUGGCCAAGCUCCUGAAACUACUGCUGUGGGCUCAAAAUGAACUUGACCAAAAGAAAGUGAAGUAUCCCAAAAUGACAGACCUCAGCAAGGGAACCAUUGAAGACCCAAAAUAAGGACCCACAGCGAAAACACACAACAGCAUUACAAAAUGGACACAUUUCCUUUAUCUAUUUAUACCCCAACAAACUGACUCCUAUAGAGUACAACCUUAUCUUUUUUUGUAAGGGUUGCUUUUUGAUACUUUAAUAACUUAGAAUGUGCAAACUGGAUUGAUGGCAUUUUAAAAUGACUUCUCACACUAAAGUAACAUGCAGACCAUUAUUUUACUUGGUAUUAUAAUUUACAUAUUUGAUUAUGUAAAAUUAGUUUACUAGUUUUUCUGUCAGUUGGCAGGGAAAGUUGUUGGCAUAGGAGGGUGUGAAUAAAGCCUAAAUUAGGCUGUCACUUUCUGUGUGUGACCACUUAGAAGGGGCUGAGUUGGAUGUGUAGGGAAAUGGUUGGCUCAGCAUGCACUGCCUCAAAUAAACACAAAUUUUUUCCUCACAUAAACAUACACACAUUUCAGCUAUUAGUCUUUUAGCUAGUAUUCUAUGUGAUGGCAGUAGCCAAAGCCAGAUUCUUGGGAUGUUUCAAACCACUGUGACUUUGAAAGUUAAACUCAGAUUUAGAUUCAUUCACAUUAUUGCUUGAGACAUUACAAAAAGAUGCUGACAUAGACAAGAUCCCAGAAAAGAUACGACUUUCAAGCUCACGGUAGCAAUUAACAAGUGAGAUGGGGCGAGAUACCUGGAAUGCUAAAAACUUUGCAGCAUACUGUGACUGUGCAAGCUUAAAGGCAGCCUCAGUUUCAUACUGUUGAAAAUAUCAGAUUAUAUUAGAAGAUGUGAACAGACAUGGGGACACUUUGACAGAUGGAUUAUUUACAUGUAUGGAAUAAGUAGCUCUUUUGCAAAAUUUGAUGUGCUUUUUUUUGCUGGGAUAUUAUUUUGCAAUAAAAGUGAAUUUUUAAACUGUGCAAGUCAUAACGAACGC